AUGGUGCCAUAUAAUCAUUCCAUGUCCAAUGACCUUCAAAAUCUUCUUUACUACAGAGACAAGCAAAUAUACCAACUUCAGCAAGAACUCAUUCAAUGUCAAAAAAGAUGCAUUAAUUAUCAAACCAAAUUAAUGAGUCUCACUCAUUCUGAUCCAGAUAAAUCUCAAAAUAUCACGGAGAUUAUUAAGAUCGAAGAUUUAUCUGACAAUACUUCGAGUUUGGGAUCUGUUAUGGAGGCGAGCGACUUGGUCCUAAGGAGUAACCCAAAACUUUCAGACCAAUCAUCCCAGGGCUUGGGUUCUGUUAUAGAAGCAAGCGGGAACCUAAAACAUUCGGACGAAAUAUCAAAAGUAUCCAACUUUUCAAAUAAAGAAUACGUUAAAUGUGUUGACUUAUUUAGCACUGCACAAGACGACUUGGAAUACCUCCGUGCUUGUCGUGCCUACGUCUCAAGUGUAACUGAAGAGAUUACUCGUUGGAAACUAGAGGAUGCACUUGAAGUUAAAUUUGGAGACGUUUUGGACCUUGAUGUCAUUCCCGGAAAGUGCUGUGCGUUCGUUCAAUUUGCCAGCAAAGGUGCUUGUGAUUUGGCAAUCAAGGUAGGCUUCGUCACUGUCCAGGGAAGAAAUUUGAGGAUUGAAAAGUGUAAGAAAUUCAGAACCGAUUACUACAAAUAA
Molecule: messenger RNA, 678 nt
Organism: Acaulospora morrowiae
Lineage: Eukaryota; Fungi; Glomeromycota; Glomeromycetes; Diversisporales; Acaulosporaceae
Source: the annotation of a GenBank genome assembly